UCUCUUUCCAACUGUAACAACAACACGAAGAUGACCGUUGUAUCCUUAUCUAGCGAGCGAAAAUUCCGGCGGAGUCCUAGGAAUCCUCUUCUACCACAAAAGCACGACGACUACGAACCUCUCGAGGUCGGCUUCAAUGGCGCAUCCUUCUCCGGUGCCGUAUUUAACCUGUCCACCACCAUCGUCGGCGCCGGAAUCAUGGCCCUUCCGGCCACCGUGAAACAAUUAGGUCUGAUACCAGGACUGAUGAUGAUUAUUUUAGGAGCCAUGCUAACAGAAUCGUCAGUUGACAUGAUCUUAAGAUUCAGUAAAGCCGCUAAAUCCACUACGUACUCCGGCGUCGUUUCAGAUGCGUUUGGAGGGGGCGGACGUACUCUCCUUCAACUCGGCAUUAUUGUUAACAACCUUGGCAUGCUCAUUGUCUACAUGAUCAUCAUUGGUGAUGUUUUAGCGGGUACUUGGUCAGAUGGAGUCCGUCAUUCGGGUGUUAUGGAAGAAUGGUUCGGUCGGCAUUGGUGGACUUCACGGUCCUUCUUGCUGCUUCUUACUACCCUUCUUGUUUUUGCUCCUCUUAUUUCUUUCAAGCGCGUUGAUUCAUUGAGGUACACAUCAGCGUUGUCUGUGGGGCUUGCUAUUGUAUUUGUGGCAAUCACUGCGGGAGUGGUAGCUAUAAAAUUAAUGGAAGGAGGUAUUGGAAUGCCACGUUUGAUGCCCGAACUCAACAAUCAGGCAUCUUUUUGGAAGCUAUUUACAACUGUACCAAUUUUAGUCACUGCUUAUAUAUGCCACCACAAUGUUCACCCUAUAGAGAAUGAGCUCAGAGACACUGCCCAAAUGAAGUCGAUAGUGCGGACAUCCCUCACAUUAUGCUCAUCUGUCUAUGUUGCUACCAGCUUAUUUGGAAUUCUUCUUUUUGGUGAUCAAACACUAGAUGACGUACUUGCCAAUUUUGAUGGUGAUCUUGGAAUUCCAUAUAGCUCACUGCUUGACGAUGUGGUUAGGAUUAGCUAUGGUGUCCACCUUAUGCUUGUCUUCCCAAUAGUUUUUUUCUCUCUACGACUCAACCUAGACUGUCUUCUCUUUCCAUAUGCUAUUCCCAUUGCAUAUGACAACAGAAGAUUCUUCUCACUAACUGCAGCUCUCAUGGGAUUUAUAUUUGUGGGAGCCAACUUUGUGCCUGACAUCUGGGAUGCAUUUCAAUUUACUGGAGCCACUGCCACUGUCUCUGUAGGUUUUAUUUUUCCUGCAGCCAUCGCUCUCAAGGAUACACAUUGUAUUGCAACAAAGAGUGACAGGCUAAAAUCAUGGGUGAUGAUAUCAUUGGCUGUCUCAUCAAGCACGGUGGCCAUCUGUAGUGAUAUUUAUAGCAUUUUCAACUUUGACAGUGGUGUUGGAAGCUGACAUGAGAGUGAGGAUGGUAAUUGGUCAUUCAAACAAAAUCCUAAUCAAUUGUUAUCUACCAGGUGAGCAAGGCCAAUCAUAGUAACUAAAUUACUGAAAGAGCUCCUGCACCAGCUCCUCGUUUGAUUGCUAGUCAACAGCAGUGUUAAGUUUCAUGGUUCUCCACUUCUCAGGAGACGAGCAAGGCUCUCUCUCUCUGCACUGCUGCAAAUUUGGCGAUUUUUUAUAUUUAUUUGAGAACCGCUAAUGGUUGCUCCUUUUAGCUGGAUGGCUUAUACUAGUUUGACGUUUUUGUAGACUGAAAAUGAUUUUUUUUUCUUUUCCACUUGCUCUAGAGUCAAAUUAAGAAAACUGUUUGGGUCUGCUGCUUGUGAUUUGUGAAUAAAUUAGACGGUGAUUCAUCAUGUA
Molecule: messenger RNA, 1809 nt
Organism: Ricinus communis (castor bean)
Lineage: Eukaryota; Viridiplantae; Streptophyta; Magnoliopsida; Malpighiales; Euphorbiaceae
Product: amino acid transporter AVT6A
Exons: 5
Coding region: 31-1401 (456 amino acids)
Biological process (GO): amino acid transmembrane transport
Molecular function (GO): amino acid transmembrane transporter activity
Source: RefSeq, a predicted model, not a curated record